AAUGUAUCUGCAUGAUUUAAUUUGUUGCGAUACGCGCUUCCAAUUUCCUACACGUAAAUUGAGAAAAAUCUGUGGAACACUUAUCUUAGUUAAUACUUCUCAAUCAGACGAGAAAAACAUUUUUUAACAAUAGUACAAAAAUGAACUUCCCCGAACUGGACCCGGGAAUACCGAAGUUGUUUUCGAACAAUUUUGCACAAAUGCUAGUGCGCAUCCGCCAUGUGUUUUCAAGGACAGAUACACUGUUGCGUAAAUAUGGUCGCUAUUUUUUUUAUUCAUGAAGAACGGCCUGGCCGUAUUACUAUGGCUAUUGGCCGCAGCUUUUUAUUUGCUAUCCGUCUGUCCGUAAAAAGUUGUAUAUAAGACGUCCUCAGGAUGAAGUCAGUUAUCCAGUUACAUUAGUGACAGUUAUCGUAAACCAAUCCAGCAAUCACAAUGAAGUACACCUUCGCCAUCGUCCUGAUCGCUCUGUUCGCGGUGAUCUCGAUAUCCCAGGCUAUGCCACAACCUGAAGAUGCCGCUGCUGCCUCUAACGAAGGUGCAAGCGCCGACAUUAAAUUUGAGGUGGAAUUAUCCCCGGAAGAGCUGGCUGCUCUUGAGUCUUUGGGAGGCCGCGCAUUUGACUGGAAGAAGUGGUUGGGUAUUGCUGCUCAGGUCAUUCCUAUCGUAAUUGGAAACUGAAGAAUAAAAAUUCAAUUAAA
Anopheles funestus (African malaria mosquito) is the source of this 701-nucleotide messenger RNA. RefSeq lists its product as uncharacterized. The transcript is spliced from 2 exons. The coding region runs from base 436 to 681 and encodes 81 amino acids. The record is from RefSeq and is a predicted model, not a curated record. NCBI's taxonomy places the organism in Eukaryota, Metazoa, Arthropoda, Insecta, Diptera, Culicidae.